AUGGCUGACAAAGAAGCGAAUAUAAAACUCGCAAAGGAAGCAUUUAAACGCUUGCGAAAACGAGCAAAACAACUCGAAAUAGAGGGGAAAGAUUUUAAGAAGAUAAAAUCAUUAAAUGCACUCAAAACUCGCAGUUAUCGGUUGCUAAUUGCGGUAUUAAUAUGUGUCAUAUUAUUGCCUCCUCUGGCGUACAAAGCAUGCAUGGCACUCGAUGGGGAAACUCAAAAGAAAUUCAUAAACUUUUUCGCUGAAAAGGUGUUGUAUAUCGAAUUGGAGAAGGAGACGUGUUUACUGCCAGCUCAUGAAGUGUAUCUGGAUUUAUUCAGACCGCCUGUCGACUGCAGUAUGUGCAAAGAUGUCGACACGGUCGAUGUCGUCACAAACUUGACCAAAGAGGAAUUUGUUGAAAAAUACGCAUACACAGGAAGGCCUGUGUUGAUACGAAACGGCAGCAAUAAUUGGAGUGCCUCAUCGCAUUUCAGCUUUCAGUUCUUUAAGAAUAUCUACCCAAAGGAUAGCCCUGUAUUGCAGUCCGAAGAUAAGGAUUGUCAAUUCUUCCCUUAUCGCACGAAUUUCGAAAGUUUAGGGCAGGUUUUUGAUAUGCCUGAAAACAUGGCGAAAAUGGAAGGAGAUCCAUGGUACAUUGGGUGGUAAGUUUGCUUUUUGUUACGAAUAUUUGUGAUUUAAACCGAACGAUAGAUUAUUUACAUACAAUUUGUACUUGUUUACAUAUGGAGUGAGUAAUUACUACAGACGAGUGAUUUACAUAUUAUCGACACGUAUACCAUGGUUUUCACUUUUUUCCAUCUACCAAACUGAUAUUACGUCAUUUGAUCAAUUUCUAAAGUUGUUUCUUUUUGGAUUUUUUAAUUAAUUUGGUUAGGGUUAGAGUUAGGGUUGCGGUUAGGGUUAGGAGUUAGAGUAGGGGUAGGGUUUGGGCUAGUUACAUAGCCAUUUAACACCUCUUCAAUCUUCUGAAAAUGACGUCAUGUCAGUUUGGUGGUUGGAAACAAGUGCUGACCGUAUACCAUAUACAUGUAGCCAUACGCAGCUGUGUAAUUUGAUAGCAAUACAUUUUCAAACGUUUAUCGUAGUGAAAAUCCAUUAAGUUGGUCCCACUUUUUGAAAAACACUUUCAAUCGUUUCCUUUUUUAUCAAAAAUAGUCCAAAAAGUCCUCAUUGCUUCAUGAUGUACUCAGAUGUACUGUGACGUCAUAGAAGGAUUUCCGAAGGAUUUCCAUUGCAUGCUUGCAAAAUGAAAAUUGUUUUACUUUUUGUCUUUGAUAUAUAAUUUUUUUACACUUUUGUUUCUAUAUAGGAGUAACUGUGACUCCAGCGCGGCUAAUGUUCUCCGGAAGUAUUACCAAAAACCAUAUUUUCUUCCUGACGAAUCGGAGUCCAGCAAGACAGACUGGAUAUUUAUGGGCUGUCCUGGAUAUGGCGCUCAUCUUCAUGUGAGUUUAUCGCAAACCUUUUCCAAACCCUACCAAGACUGAGCUUUUUGCAGUGGCUCAGGCGUAAUGGAAAGAAUGUGCCAGACUGUAAAAUGUUGGCUUUGCCGGACAAAAUGCGUUUGUGAACCAAGAGUCAAGCACAUUUCUGAUCUUCCUAUUUGACAACAACACUUUAGACCGCAGGAUCCCUUGGUCUGCCAUAAAUUUUUUGUGAAAAUACUCGCAUUUCUGAGCAUUUUUCCCAAGGAAAAAUAUUUUCUGCGCAAAAUAAAACUUUUCAGUCUGGAGAAUAUCUUAUAUGCAGUUUAAAUAAGAAUAUGAAUUGGCUUCUUGUACUUGACUUCAUUAAACCACCAUGUUUACAUUCCUCUUUGUAUUUUUCUCUCUUAGAUUGAUGCUGUGGGUAAACCUUCAUGGCAAGCCCAGAUCAAAGGCACCAAACAAUGGAUCCUAGAACCACCUCCUGAAUGUUACUUCCAGUGCAAAAAACCGAAACAUGUAAUUGUUGUUCAACCUGGUGAUAUCAGUAAGUCUCGUGCUCAUUAAUGAUUCAUAAAGAAAGUACUCAACUACAGUAAAUUGCUUGUUUUGAUCACCUGUAGUCCUCAGCUUCGAAAUAUUACUGCUCAUACCAACAGCAAACACAAAGCUAAAAUGAACAUGUUCUGUGAUUGGCCUCCUAUAAACAAACCAAUUGAAAAUGUAUUCUUUAGAUUUAUUUUGUGUUUCAUUGUUAUAAUCAACCAAUCGCAGAACCUGUUCAUAUGGCUUUCAGAUGAACCAACCCCCACUGCCCCUGACUUGUAUCCAGUCCCUGCAUGAGGAUUGAACAAAAAUAAUGGUGCAUGAUGGGAAUGAAUCUCUCAUUGUCCACUGAUCUAUAUAUGUACUCAUGCUGUACAAUUUAUUGAGUCUUAUAUUUACAAGUUAGACAAUUCCCCCAGAAGGUCAGAACCUUGAUAUAAAAGCGCUGUGCACAAGGUUUACAAGUUACUACAAUCAACCAAUUACUCUGUCAAUCUAUUUCAAGUUAUCAUAUCCUUUAAUUAAUAUCACUUGAUUUUAUAAUUUACAUUUCUAAUUCGGUCUGACCUUUUCUGAACUUUGUUGUCUUAUCUCGUUUUCAGUUGUCCUGGACACGAACAGAUGGUUUCAUCAAACUGACAUUAUUGGCACUGAUAUGAGCAUCACAAUUGGCUCAGAAUACGAUUGA
Paramuricea clavata is the source of this 2667-nucleotide messenger RNA. The record is from the annotation of a GenBank genome assembly. Lineage: Eukaryota; Metazoa; Cnidaria; Anthozoa; Malacalcyonacea; Plexauridae.